Rotaria sp. Silwood2 is the source of this 1536-nucleotide messenger RNA. NCBI's taxonomy places the organism in Eukaryota, Metazoa, Rotifera, Eurotatoria, Philodinida, Philodinidae. The record is from the annotation of a GenBank genome assembly.
AUGGUAAACUUAGUUGCUUUCAUUAUUCUGGCAUACUAUUUAUUCUACUUCUGUAAUUGCGGAACAUUACCGGCUUCACAACUAGCUGAACAAACUCUAAUAGGAACAUUGUUAAAUGGAUAUAAUAAGAAUAUAAGACCAGAUGACCAAGUAUCUAUUGAUAUCACUGCUUCACUACAACAAAUUGUGGCUAUAGAUGAAAAACAACAAAUAAUGACAUCAAGUUUAUUUAUUUCACAAACAUGGUACGAUGAUCGAUUAUCAUGGGUAGCAAAUGCUUCAAAUAAUAAUAUAGCUGUAGUUAUGCUACCGAUUAAAAGUUUAUGGAUACCAGAUACAAUGAUAUUGAAUUCAGCAGAUGCAAGUGGUUAUCUCACAGUGAAUGAUUAUAGUUUGGCAUCUGUUUACUACACCGGUCAAGUGUAUAUGAUUUUACCAGCAUUAGCAGUAAGAACAAGAUGUAGCUUCGUUGUUCAAUAUUUUCCAUUUGAUAAACAAAUAUGCAGCAUAGAUUUAACAUCAUGGAGUCAAGGGUACAAUAGAAUUAUAUAUACAGAAAAUAGCAGUUUACUAAUUGAUAUUAGUGGAUAUAGUGAACAUCCUUUAUGGCAAUUGAAUGGAACAGAUAUAAUUGUAAUUAAUGCAACAGAUAGAGCACCAUUUGAAGAUACUUAUAAUGCUGUAAUAUCAAUACAAUUAUAUCUAAAAAGAAAACCAUUAUUUUUUAUCAUGAAUGGUAUAUUUGCAUGUUUGAUUUUAAAUUUUGUUACUUUGUUAUCGUAUGCAUUAUCCUUUGUAGCACAAGUUGCUCUAUGUAUGACAUGUUUUAUGACAUAUUCUGUUUAUUCACUAAAUUUUUCCAAUCUAUUUCCACAACAGUCUCAAUACUUAAUGAUGAUUACAUUAUACUUUUUGUUAUCAAUUUGUUGGACAUUAAUAUCAAUGGUAUGGUUUAUCAUGUGUAAUUAUUUUGUUACAAAAGCUGAAAUGCCUAAGUUACUUUAUGUUUUCUGUGGAGUGUUACAAAGAAUACUUUUUUAUUGCUUUCCUCCACCAAAACAAGGUGAUAAGACAAAACAAAAUAAGGAUAUUGUUGCUGAAACGGGUGAGAUUAAGAAGUCUGAUGACAAAGACAGUACAAAAGCAGCAGGCACUUCAAAAAUAAAACGUGUUUCUUUCCAGAUACAAUCGGCUCCAGACGUUCAUACGCAUAAUAAAGUUGCAAGCAUUGAAAAUACGCAGCAUAUUUCUGUUGAAAAUACAGAAUCGAUCAAAACAAAUCCAAUUGAUGUUGAACCAAUUAAAAUAGCAGCAUGUGCAAGUAUUAAAGAAACAAACCAGAAAGCGAAAUCAAAAUGCGACUUCUGCGACAGAUGCACCUCAUGCCAAGCUGAUUUUGAUAAAGAUAAAGCGAAAGGAAAAAAUAAAAAAGAGAUUGAAACUAGAUGCAACACCUUAAAUUAUUUUGUCUGUCUUUGUCAAUUCUUAUUGAUGCUUAUUUCAAACAUGGCUCUAUGGCUUUCAAUGUCAAAAUGA